Molecule: messenger RNA, 1033 nt
Organism: Sinocyclocheilus anshuiensis
Lineage: Eukaryota; Metazoa; Chordata; Actinopteri; Cypriniformes; Cyprinidae
Product: globoside alpha-1,3-N-acetylgalactosaminyltransferase 1-like
Exons: 5
Coding region: 26-976 (316 amino acids)
Biological process (GO): carbohydrate metabolic process
Cellular component (GO): membrane; Golgi apparatus; vesicle
Molecular function (GO): hexosyltransferase activity
Source: RefSeq, a predicted model, not a curated record
GACACAGAAACCUAAAGCAGGAAUAAUGAAAGUACAUUUUAAUUUAAUUUUUCGUGCAUUGACUGGCUUGUCACUAACUGGACUCGUUUAUCUGGGCUUCACAUCCCGCUGGAUCAAGCUUUUAUACAGACAGCCCAAUGUGUUUGACUCAGAAGGCAACUUUCUUCCUAUGGCACCAUGGUUAGCCCCAAUUGUACGGGAAGGAACUUUUGAUCCCACACUGAUUGAUGCAAUUUAUAAGAAACAAAACAUCACCAUAGCAACUGCAGUCUUCGCUCUUGGAAAGUACACACAGUUUCUUAAAAAUUUCCUGGAGUCUGCAGAGCAAAAUUAUUUUGUUGGAUUUCGUGUGCAUUAUUACGUGUUCACCGAUCUUCUGGAAUUGGUUCCUGCAGUGAAACUUGGUGAAGACCAUCAUCUGACGGUGUUGACAGUGGCUAGUUCUAACAGAUGGCAGGAGAUCAGUUUGCGCAGGAUGGAAAGGCUGGAGAAACUGAUCGAACGUCAAUUGGUCAAUGAAGCCGACUACGUUUUCAGCCUUGAUGUGGACACAAAGUUCUACGGGCGAUGGGGGGCAGAGACUUUGGGUCGUCUUGUAGGUGCCAUACAUCCAUGGUAUUAUAAAACCCAUCAUGAUUGGUUCCCAUAUGAGCGCAGGCCCGAGUCUCAAGCGUACAUUCCUUAUUCUGAGGGUGAUUAUUAUUAUGGAGGAGCUGUGAUCGGUGGCUUACUGAAAGAUGUAUAUCAGCUUGCUAAAACCUGCAAGGAAUGCCUGGACAUUGAUGCAGCUAAAUCCAUUGAGGCGGCAUGGCAGGAGGAGUCUCAUUUGAACAAGUACUUCCUGUAUAACAAACCCAGCAAACUGCUUUCACCCGAGUAUCUAUGGGAUGACAUCAAAUCUAAACCACAAGAGAUAAAAAUCAUCCGUUUCUCUCAAGUUAAUAAAAAUUACUAUGAAGUUCGUCCAAACCCAUAGCAGCUGUUAAAGGGAUAGUUCACCCAAAAAUCAAAAAUACCCCAUGAUUUACUCGCC